AUGGAUUUUGGUGUGUCAAAAAUGCGUGGGCGCCUCGGCAGUGGCGGCUCUCCUGUCCUCAAUAUGAGCGUGCAAGAAGCGUACGAAGAUUCACAAGAGGUGGACUUGACUGGUGCCUCUAACGGUAGUAGCAAGCUGCUACUGCCGAUGGUUUCGUCACGAUGCAGAGGCAUGAAAGAUGACGACGAUGACGACGAUGAUAAUGACAAACAGGGAAAACACCGGAGACGACGUCACGUUGCCAACUGGCUAAAAGCUAUACAGUCUCGUCUGAUUCGAGUGUCCAAUGGUAUACAAUGGAUACGUUUGGUGUUACUGGGGAUACUGGUGCUGGUGGUGAUUGGCGGCUUGAUGCUGUUCGUGCUAGAGGUAGCGGGUCGUAUGAGGUUUCGUGGAUACUUUGUCGCUCAACGGAAUCAUAAUGGACAACUGGGAUUUUAUCAUGAAAUGAAUGUGAGUAUGCAGACGCUGAAAGACAUAAGUGAAAGACCAGAAGGAAAGUUGUUCCCGGCAUCAGCGUCGGACCCGAGAAGAGUGAAGGCGUGGGUGGUUAAGCGUAGAAAACGCACUAAUGGGCGCAAGUUACUCGUAGGCUGUACGUCCCAUUGGAAAGGCUACGUGCUGCGCUCGUUUCUUUCACUCUUUGAGGAGCUCAAGACUACACAUGGGUGGGAAGAUCUCGAUACAUCCAGGAACCCGAUGCAGGGAAUCUACGACAUGGACCGGAAGCAAGCUCCAAGCGUCAUGCUCUUCUGUUUAAACUCAUUUUACUAUCCGAUGGCAAUGCUGCAAGAGUACAGUGCGUACUUCCACGAGCUGCGCGCGUCGGGCACGAUAAUGAUGGUGUGGAAUGAUGACUUGCAUUAUUAUGACCAGUUUGAUCCUAUUGUAUUGCGUGACGAGAUUUUGAGCAAGGUGGACGUUUUACUCGGAACGUACACGUACUUUAUGGAUGACUAUUUUGCCAAGGUUACUGAAUUGAUGAAUGAGCGCGACUUGCCCCUCACGGUCUGGUUGCCACAUUCAUCGGGCCCGGAUUUUGUAAACGCUUCGUUCAACGAGUACCCGAUCAACAAGAUUAUCCUUUCAGGUAAGCUUGGUUUAAACUGGUACCCGCUGCGUCAUUGGCUGGGCGUUUACCAGCAAAACCAUCAAGAUAUCAUGGACGUGUAUCACCACAGGGGUUAUUACGUAGCAGAGAACCAGUCUGUCAUUUAUGCGUCCUAUCUGCGCUCAUACCGCACAGGUAUCACUACGACAUUAAUUUUCCAGUACGUCAUCGCCAAGAUUUUUGAGAUUCCUUCGACAGGUGCGCUGCUAGCGGUAAAUCUUGACGUAGCACCGCUACUUGCCGCGCUGGGAAUGAAAGAGGGCGAGCACUAUGUGGGUUUCGAUCGGCAGGAUCCAGAGGCAAUUAUCUGGUGGGCCAAUAACCCUCGUAACUGGCCCAAGAUCGACCGGAUCCGUCGCGCUGGAAUGGAACUUGUCCGGAAGCAGCAUCUUGUGACGAACCGCGUUAAAGCUUUGGACCUGUUUGUGACGGAAGGUGAGGCCGUGUAUCAAUACCCAUCGACACUGCGUCUUACAAGUCCAUGUCCGUCCAAGGCGCUUGUAGACGCGUACAAAUGCCAGACUCGAUUCAAUCGUGAAUCGUUUUACAAAUGUGAUCGGUGGUUUUGUGGCGUGCACUCACUUCUGUCGCUUUGA
This is a messenger RNA of Peronospora belbahrii, 1707 nucleotides long. NCBI's taxonomy places the organism in Eukaryota, Oomycota, Peronosporomycetes, Peronosporales, Peronosporaceae. The record is from the annotation of a GenBank genome assembly.